Molecule: messenger RNA, 3210 nt
Organism: Symbiodinium pilosum
Lineage: Eukaryota; Dinophyceae; Suessiales; Symbiodiniaceae
Source: the annotation of a GenBank genome assembly
AUGGCAAAUGGGGCAGACGUUGUGAUUGUGACAGGGGCAUACACGGUUGAGAGCCAGCGCGGCUGGACCGUGCCCGUGGAUUUCACGCUUCAAGCCGGGGCGCCCUUCUUGAAGAAGGCAGAGAAGAUUCGCCGCGCGAUCACAAAGCUGAACGACGGCAAUUUCGCAAAGGCCGUCGGCCGAGUCCGCAGCAUGCUCUCGCAUGGAGACAAAGCAAGCUUCUCGCGGGACUGGAACUCUAUCGGAGGGGCGCUGAGCUUCCUGCAACGUCAGCUGGAGCUUGUGCACUUCUUGGAAUCUUCUGAGCAAGGAGCCUACAGGCAGCGGCUUUGCCUGCCUGAGAACAUCCCACAGGAGGUGUGCGAGCAGGCAGUGAAGGAAGAGCUGCAGCAGAGAGCGCAGGAGCUACUGUGGCGUUUCCGCAAGCGGGUCAACCUCACAGUAGCAGAAGCUAUUGAAGCCAAAUGCUGCCCUACGCGGCAUUCUGGCACGGCCACCGCAGCUUCUACAGCAGCUCAAGCGGCCGCACCACUCCUGGCUACACCCCAGGUGGCAGAGGAAGCGCAGGAGGAAGGCAAGGGUACCAAGCGCAAAGCAUGCUUCCUGGAGAAAGGCACCGAGGUGAAAGCGAAGUCUGUUGAUGGUUCGUGGUACAUGGCCUGUGUGUUGCGUGUGAGGAGCACAGAGGAGGACGAUGAAUGGCUUCGUUUGUCAGAGCUCGGUGGCAAGGCCAUCAGACAGCUGAAGCGAGAGAUCGGAUGCACGCGCGCCGCAGCAGUGCUGCUGGACAAGGCUGCGCAGGUGACGCAGCCACUCCAGGAACUGGUGUCUCGCGAGAUUGGUGCCCGGUGCUUCAUGGUCUGUCGCAGCCUUGCGACAAGCACAGCAUGGCUUCUUGCAUACAUGCCGGGAAAAGUGAAGGGCACCCUGGCAAUCCAAAGGUUGUCAUUGAACCUGAAGCUUCUGAGCCUACAGCUGUUGGCAUCCGGCAAUUCGCAGGAGCCUUCUCGUGGCGGCAGCCUGCUGGUCCACCGAGGUCACGACUUGGCCCUAGAGCUCACAGAGCACUUCCUACGCAGAUCGGAAGAGUCUCAGAGUGACAUGAGCCAGCUCCCUCCCGACAAGCUGAGAUGGUGCACAGCCGGCGUCCCAACUGGGCAAAGCCGCAAGCAGAAGCCUCCGCGGCGAGCGGAGGACUUGAUCGGCGAGCAAGAAGUGGCUGGUUGGGUGGAAGAGAUCAAUUGGGAAGCCACUGUGGAGGAAGCCAUUUGGACGCUUCGCGACAAACCAGAGGACGACGCUGAUGAUGCAGUGCGCAUCCGGCUAGUCCAUAUCAACGAUGUGUACACGAUGGACAAUUUACCGCGCCUGCGAAAGUUCUUGGACGAACUCGGGCAGCAUUGGUUCUGGCGAGCGGGCAGCAGAGAUGUUGAAGUGGUGAAGGGGCCCGACGAUUGUGAAUCUAAGGACUGCUGCUCGGGUAUCCGACGAGAGAACCUCGUCGUUUGCGUUGGAGGCGACCUCCUCUCCCCGUACCCUCUGAGCACGCUGGACAAGGGAAUGCGGCAUGGCAUUCUUUUGCAGAAGGCUGACUUGGCAUGCUUCGGCAACCAUGAGGCAGAUAUCGAUCUCCCAUCCUUGAAGCAGCGGCUGCAGAGAUGGCGCGAGCGUGGAGGAGUGUGGAUCAAUACCAACAUGCCAGAAUUGCUGCAAGAGUUAGGCCUGCCCGAGUAUGCAAGCGUCGUGGGCUUGUCAAGGGAUGGCCAUAGCUCCAGACAGCUCUGCCUGCUUGGCGUUUGCACAAAGGAUCCAAGCCUCUACAUGGCCGGUGAGGACUUUGGCACUGCCAUAAGGUACGGCCCGGAUUGCAAUGAAUCUGUCAUGGAGAAGGCCAAAGAGCUGAUGGCAGUGCACAAGGACGACCCUGAUGCACAAAAGGUGGAUGCUGUAGUUGCGCUCACACACCAGGAUUUGGCACUGGAUGUCGAGCUUGCUGGAGGGGCUCGGUCGCUGGGUGUCCUUGCAGUUCUUGGCGGUCACGACCACACGGAGUACAUCGACCAGCACAAUGGCUGCGUCCUUCUGAAAACAGGAAUGGAUGCUCAACGUGUUGGCGUCAUUGAUCUGCUGUGGAAGAAGGAGAAGGACAGCACACCAACAAUUGAUUUUUUCGAGCUCAUUCCAUUGGCCAACUUUACUACCAGCAAGGCCGUCAGCAGGUCUGUCCAAAAGCACAUGAGGAAGCUCUGGAAUCUGGAAGAGAAAAAGGCCCGCGUUCACCUUGCCAUCUUUCCAGACAAGCCGGUCAUGUCAUCCAAGAGCAUCCGACAGAAACAGACCACACUGGGGUCGUUCUUGUGCAGCGCCCUCCGGGAUGAGAUGCAGGUUGAUUGCGUGCUAUUCGAUGGGGGCAAUAUCCGAGGAGAUCGAGACUACAUCCCGAACCCGGAGCACUACCUUGGCCAGCGCUGGAUCUUCACCCUCUCUGACUUGGAGCUAGAGCUUCCCUGGGAGUCUGGAAUGGUGGAGAUUGUGCUUGAUGGGGAGCAGAUCGCACGCGCGGUGCGUCUCUCCCGAACGCUGAAGCCAGGCUCUGGGGGCUUCCUGCAAACAGAUGAUGGUAUUUGGGUCAGCGAAGAUGACCAAGCAGAAGUCACGCACAUUGCCAACGAGCAGUGGAAGAAGGAACGCAAGUAUCGAGUGGGCUUAAUGCACAGCUCCCUUGUUGGCAUGAAUCACAAUCCAGUAUUCGAGGAAUGGCGCAAGCGGCAUACUAGCCAGAUCCCAAAGGAGGACUCUGGAAAGUUUGCAAAGGAGUUGCUGAAAAAGCAAUUGGCUCGUCGACUCUGGGAUCAGCUGCCAGAGUUCCACGAGAUGAACAUGUCGCGGACAGGGGCCCUUUCGAAAGAGAAAGUGAUGGAAGCCUACAAGAAAACAUUUCCGGAGGGUCCGGAGGCUGCAGUAGAACCGUCUGUGGACCAACUCAUGGUCGUCGCAGACUUUGGUGAAGCCGGCGAGCUCUCAGCGGCGAGUUAUGAGAGCAUAUUCAGGCUGCCGACUUGGGUGGCUUUGAACUACUUCACGAAGGAGCAGGUGGGAGGGCACCUGCAACAAAGGUCGCACCUGAGACGGUUGAACCUACCUCACGGUGCAGCAAACUCGUGUCCGCUGCAACAUGCCAGCUCACUUCCAAAUGCUUUUGGCACAUGA